Molecule: messenger RNA, 1323 nt
Organism: Anopheles funestus (African malaria mosquito)
Lineage: Eukaryota; Metazoa; Arthropoda; Insecta; Diptera; Culicidae
Exons: 2
Coding region: 135-1148 (337 amino acids)
Biological process (GO): DNA integration
Molecular function (GO): nucleic acid binding
Source: RefSeq, a predicted model, not a curated record
GAUACUUAUCCCGAAAAACCACCGUUUAACGAGCUUGUUAGUACAGCAUUAUCAUCUAAAGCUCUUACAUGCGGGUCCACAAUUGAUGAUUUCCACCAUAAGGCAAAGUAAAUCCAAAACACAUCAAUCAACCCAUGGGAAAUUUACCUUCGAGCAGAAUAACCGAGGCCAGGGCAUUUGCAGUGUCCGGUGUCGACUAUGCUGGUCCGGUUUACGUCAAAGAAAGGCAUCGCAGAGCAGCACCAACGAAAGCAUUUGUGGCAGUGUUCGUGUGCUUCGUGACACACGCAGUGCACUUGGAGCUUGUAUCGGAUCUGAGUACGGCUGCAUUUAUCUCCGCGCUAAGAAGGUUUGUCGCUCGGAGAGGUCUGGUAUCAGAACUAUACUCAGACAACGGAACCAACUUUAAAGGCGCCUCGAAUGAACUGCACCAGUUGUACCAGCUCCUUCAAUCAACCCACCAUCGAGAAGCCGUAACUACCUGGAGUGCUGACAAGGGAUUCAAAUGGAAGUUCAUACCGCCCCGUGCACCGCAUUUCGGAGGUCUAUGGGAGUCAGCUGUGCGGUCCAUGAAACACCAUCUCCAGCGAGUUCUUGGAACAGCAUCUACAUCGUUUGAAGAUUUGGUGACGUUGUUGGCAGAAAUCGAGUUAUGCCUGAAUUCUCGGCCAAUAACACCGUUAUCACAUGAUCCAUCUGAUUUGCAAGCACUAACCCCAGGUCACUUUCUUACUGGUUACCAUUUGCAGGUUAUUCCUGAUAUCGCAUUGAAGGACAUUCCGGAGAACCGUUUAAACCACUGGCGCGUGGUACAAAAACGUUUGCAACACUUCUGGGCGAGGUGGAGUACCGAGUAUUUACAACAGCUCCAUGCCAGAAGCAAGUGGAAUUGCGAAGCAACCGAGAUCAAACCAGGAAUGUUAGUGAUAAUACGCGAAGAUAAUGUACCCCCUUUGAAAUGGCCUUUAGCACGAAUAACAAAUAUUCAUCCCGGUACGGAUGGUGUGGUUAGGGUAGUCACAAUGAAAACGGCACAAUCAAAAGAAGUAAAGCGUCCUGUAACAAGAAUAUGCAUCCUUCCCAUUGACAGUAAUAGCAAACAUGAAGAAGAAAACACAAUAGAUGAAAAUAAGCGGAGCGAAACUUAAAAAAAAACGUUUUUUUGGUGGGCGGGAAUGUCGGCGCCUACCGUUAGGCAAUUAGAUUUCAGUAAUAAUUUGUGCGUAUGUGUGUAAUUUAAGCAAUGUAAAUAUGUAAAUGUGAAUAGGGAACUAGGAUAGAUGUAAGUGAAUUAUGUAUAAUAUAGAAAUUAGUCUAAGUUGA